Messenger RNA from Ficedula albicollis (Collared flycatcher), 711 nucleotides. RefSeq names its product adenylate cyclase activating polypeptide 1 (gene ADCYAP1). The transcript is spliced from 5 exons. Bases 89 to 607 code for a protein of 172 amino acids. The record is from RefSeq and is a predicted model, not a curated record. Gene Ontology annotation, biological process: positive regulation of transcription by RNA polymerase II; positive regulation of protein kinase activity; adenylate cyclase-activating G protein-coupled receptor signaling pathway. NCBI's taxonomy places the organism in Eukaryota, Metazoa, Chordata, Aves, Passeriformes, Muscicapidae. Gene Ontology annotation, molecular function: peptide hormone receptor binding; pituitary adenylate cyclase activating polypeptide activity; neuropeptide hormone activity. Gene Ontology annotation, cellular component: perikaryon; extracellular region; neuron projection.
UUUUUUUUUCCACCCCGCCAAGACCUGCCGUUUUAGUUUCGCAGCCAAACGCUCUCAGUGCCGGGUGUCUAGAGUUUAAUGAGUGGCAAUGUGUAGCAAAGCGAUCUUAGCACUCCUGGUCUAUGGCAUAAUAAUGCACUGCAGCGUCUACUGCUCACCUGCGGCCGGACUUCAGUACCCGGCGCUCAGGCUGGAGGAUGAAGUCUACGACGAGGACGGGAACACCCUGCAGGACUUCGCCUACGACCACGAGCCCCUCGGUAUAGCGAAUCCGUCCUCCAUGAUCGGCGAGAUGUACACCUUGUAUUACCCACCGGAAAAGAGGCACGCCGAUGGGAUCUUCAACAAAGCCUACAGGAAACUCCUAGGCCAGUUAUCUGCCAGGAAAUAUCUGCACUCCCUGAUGGCCAAGCGGGUCGGCGGUGCCAGCGGCGGCCUGGGGGACGAUGCGGAACCGCUGACCAAGCGGCACAUAGACGGCAUCUUCACGGACAGCUACAGCCGCUACCGGAAACAAAUGGCUGUCAAGAAGUACUUAGCAGCCGUCCUGGGGAAAAGGUAUAAACAAAGAGUUAAAAACAAAGGACGCCGAGUAGCGUAUUUGUAGCGAUGUGAGUAACCAGCCACUCCUGUGUAUACAAAGUCCUAAGAGAGAGAGAGAGAGAGAGAGAGAGAGAGAGAGAGAGAGAGAGAGAGAGAGAUAAAGAGAGA